Molecule: messenger RNA, 1961 nt
Organism: Glycine soja
Lineage: Eukaryota; Viridiplantae; Streptophyta; Magnoliopsida; Fabales; Fabaceae
Product: UPF0481 protein At3g47200-like
Exons: 2
Coding region: 243-1826 (527 amino acids)
Source: RefSeq, a predicted model, not a curated record
UUCAAUAAAGUGGCACGAAGUCUUCAUCAGUCAUCUUUACAUUUGGACACGAUAAAAACAGAGACAUGGAUUAAGGUGGCACAGUGGCAGCUAUUAUUGAAGAGUUGAAGAGAAACCUGAAACUACAAUUUCACCCAACCAACAGGUGUACAACAAUGAUGGCUUAGUUUGAUUUAGGUCUCUAUGUACUAAAGUUAUGUGUUUGCUGAAUUAGAGAAAGUUGAAGUUGGGUUGCUGCAACAAUGGCACAUGCUACUAAUAACAAUCCUUCUGCUGAUGCUUCCUUACCUGAAACCAAAUAUAUUGAUAUGGUGAAACAUGUGAUCAACAUUAGAGUCCUAGGAGUCCUAGAAGAGCUAAGGCUGUCUGAGCGUAGCAUCUACAAGGUUCCUUGCACACUCCGAAAGGUGAAGGAGGAAGCCUAUACUCCCCUGUGCAUCUCAAUAGGCCCAAUUCACCUCGGCAAACAAGAACUCGAGCCAAUGCAAGAGCACAAGCUAAGAUACUUCCAAUUCUUCUUGAAACGUGUCUCAUAUGAAGCCAUGAAGACUUAUAAACACUACCUUGAGACCAAUGAAAAACAGAUUCGACAAUGCUAUGCAGAGAAAUUCCCUGGCAUGGCCCAAGAGAAAUUCGUGGACAUGAUGUUGUUGGAUGCUGUGUUCAUCAUGGAACUUUUGUUGAGAAACCGUGAAUUGAAAUCACAAAGUUUCAAGCACGAGCAAAAACACAAGGAAUCCAAAUCGUUUCGAGGGAGAAACAGUGAAGAUCUCAUCAUGACACAGUCCUGGCUCAGCAGGAACAUCACCAGGGACUUGAUCCUUAUAGAAAAUCAAAUCCCUUUCUUUGUGCUACAGAAACUCUAUGAUGACGUUGUCACUUGUGUCAAAGAGAAGGAAGAACAACACACCAGCUUUGUUGAUCUCACCAUUGAGUACUUUGCAUUCUAUGACAGUCAGAUGUCUUCUCUUAAUGAAAAUGAAACCAAGAAACACUAUUUCUGUGGCUUACUCCGCAAGUCAAAGAGCAAAGAUGAGAGUCCAAAACCCUUCACUGUUGUUCGUAGAAGCGGUUCUGAGGAACCUUGUAUAUCAAAGAGCGAAGAUAAUGGUUCCAAGGAAACUUGUAAGUCAGAAAACAAAAAUAGUUGUUGUAAACCAGAACACUUCACUGAUCUGAUAAGGUGGUUUUACCUUCCCACUGAGUGCAAUAUUGGUCAUGCUGAUCAGGUUCUAAGAACUGCAACAAAGUUACAAGACUCAGGAGUGAGCUUUGAGAAAGAUGAUAUGGAUGGAAGGUUACUAGACAUAACCUUUGACAAGACGCCUAUUCUGAGCUCAUUUCUUUGCUUUGGUUGCUCUCCACUGUUGAACCAAUUCAAAGCACGUGUGAGGAUCCCCCAAUUGAAGGUGGACCACAACACUGAAUGCAUUUUCAGAAAUCUCAUUGCCUUUGAGCAGUGUCACUAUCCUGAGAAGCCCUACAUUUGCAACUACGUUUCUCUUAUUGACUCUCUCAUACACACUCAGCUUGAUGUGGAGUUGCUGGUUGAGAAGGAAGUGAUUGUGCAUGAAUUGGGGAGUCACAAGGACGUGGCGUCUCUUGUUAAUGGUCUAUGCAAACAUGUUGUCACAAACUCGACGUGUUACUCUGACACUAUAAAUAAGCUCAACGACCAUUACAUGAACGAUUGGAACCACACCGUAGCAGCGUUGAGGUUGGUGUACUUCCGAGACCUUUGGAGGGCAAGUGGCACUGUGGUGGGCAUUGUUGUGCUGGUUUUCGCUGUCUUCCAAUUCCUCCGUGUUUGGCGUUAUCUCUUCUAGAAUGUACAAAAUGUAACUCAGUUUCGAUUAUUGUAUAUAUGGCUUUCAUGCUUCAUCAUGUUACUCUUAAUAUUAACACUAUAAACCUGUGUUAGUUGUUAUGUCAGAAAUUAUAUAUCUUCAAGUGAUGCAUAA